AUUUGUCCAAUACUGGACAAAUAUUGCCAGCUCUGUAGACUAGGUGCUGGGCUUAGAUAAUCUAUUGCUGAAUUCUCAAAUACCAAUAUUGGUCUUGCUAAAACACAGACUAAGUUUCUACAAGAGUUUGUGUUGAUAUUUUUAUUGUGGUAGAACACUGAAGCUUUGUUUUUGAAUCAGAAUAUUGUGGUAAAGGCUCAUACUCUGGAGAGGGGAGAAAAAUCACAACCCAAAGAUUUAAGGCAACAGAUUGGAAUUCCAAAGCUUUUUGGUAUGCUAACAUAUCGUUAAAAUUUACAUGGAUGACACGGGCUGAUUUCCUAUAAAUAUGGCUAUGUUAAGAAGUUGAACGUAGCUCUAUGAGUCUAGUUUGUGAAUGAAGCUGUAUGAAGCUGUAUGCAAUUUCAUAUUUUUUUCGUAUCUAUGAAAUCAGUAUAAAUAUGGGGGAAUAAAUGAUAAAUGAGUGUGAUUGGUCAAUAAUCAGAAAUCAUGGGGGAAAAUGUACUCCAUGCAUUUUUCUGUAACAACAACUGCCGUGUUUUUAAGUGAUUGCUUAAGUUUUUCAAUAUUUGCUGAAGCAUUAAUAGAGAUUGAUUUCAAAGAUAUGGAACAUGUCUGGUUAACAUCAGGCUUCUUGUUUGUAAAAGCUAUGUUAUUUACAAUUUUAAAAUGAGAAAGCAUUGUGGAGGCUGGCUUCCUCACACUUGUUAUGGGUUUAAGUCUUAGCUUUAAUUGUGGUUGGGACAUCCUGAUCUGUGUAGUUUGUUCAUGGGAUUCGGGGAUUUGGUCUCUAGUAUUUCAAUAAAGUGACCCAGCAGCCAAGCAGGAUAAAGUUGAGGCAAAAAUCCAAAGUUAUCCAAAACUGUUCCACCAGUGCUCACUGAUGUACAUUAAAAUGCUGAAAGUUCAGGCCAACAAGAUACAGUUUGUGUUUUCAGAACUUAAUAUGAAGGCUGAAGUCAUCAUCCUGUAGUUGGUACAGAAGGCUUACCUUGGAAAGAAUCUCCCUGCUGCAGCAUGUCAGGAAACUUGCACUGUCUGUUUUGAAAAUAGAACUAUGAGUCUGAAAGAAACUUUACUAUACUUAUUGCAUAGAGAACUUUAUUAGUAAAUAUUUCUAAGCUCUCUGGUGAUUGGCAUACACCAAUGCUACUCAUAUGUUUUUUUGAUAAAGCACACCUGCAAGAAAAGGAGAAGCCAUCCACCUAUUAUAUUACAGUAAAAGCACAGGAGAUGCAUUUUUCAGUCAAAAACACAAUAAGAAAAAAAAAAAAAAAUGUUUCUGUCUCUUGCUUUGUUAGCAGAGCAUGUGUUGCAUUUCAGAAUUUGAGUUGUUCACACAUCCAUAUAUUUUCAUGGAUGUCUAGGGGGCAUGUCCAUGUCAGGAGGCUUUUCCCCCAGAAUUAUCGAAGAAGAAUGUUUUUAAAUACCCCUGUGACUUCUUAAUUCCCUGGUUUGUUUUUAUGGAACUGGAAUAUCUCAUUUCAUCUCCUGUCACCCCAGUGACUAUAUGAAAAGGAGUUUGACCCUUCAGAUUUUAGGGCAAGCUUUUCUCCUGGGGAGGGUUUAAGAGAUGUUCCACCUUCUGAGUGUUUCUGGGAAAUUUAAUCUGAUCAAAAACCAGCUUUUUAUUUUUUCCUUCAGAUUUGCAGUGGCUUUUGCUCUGUGUAAUGCUACCAGGAGCGUUAGCAACAUGUUGCACUUUAAUCUGCUUUCACAUGCUCCUCCCAGCGUGGCUUGCAAAAUGAGAUUGCGAGAGAAGGUCUGUCUGAUCCCCUCAGGGUAUUUACAGCUGAGCUGGACACACUUGAUUCUUUGAGAAGCAGCAGUAUUUUCACAGGAGCACCACAGAUGUGCAAAUGCUUUCAUUUUCUUGCCUGCCCCAGUGCAGUUCCUCCCAGGUGCUGUGGGCUCGGGGCUGGUCCAUUGCCCAAACACCCCCGACACCUGCCUGCCACCCCAGCCCCUCCACUGCCCUGGGGGACCGCUAUCUACAGUGCCAGGAGAUAAGGUGGCAUCUGGGAAGUCUCCGUAGGUCCCUCCAAGCUGCAGACGGAGGGCCUUGCUGCCUCGCCUUGUGAAGCUGUGGAGGAGGGACUGCGCUGGACUAGCGGCAGCAGCAGGGGAGGAGGAGCCAGAGCUGGCACAGAGCUGUUCCUGCUCACAGGGAGUGGAUUAGCAAGUCUCCAUCUCCGUGUGCUGGAGAGGCUGCGCAGGAGCAUGGUCUUUCUCUGAACCCUGCCAUUCCCCAGGUUUGCCACAAUGGUGAAGGAAGAUACGUUAAAUGAGAAUGAGGAUUCUGAGCCAUCCAUAUGUGAGAAAAAUGGCAUGAUUCCCAUGCAUGAGAAAACUGAGGAGAGACCAACAGUAGACACCAAAAGUGCUGAUGGGAAUAUACAAACAGAAGAAACUGCUCUCUUGAAUCACUCUGCUCAGCAACCUCCAGAACUGAUACCAGGAUCUUCAACAUCUACAAGAACAUGGAGGCAAACAUUUGCUUGCCCACCCCAGGGUUUACUGGCCCUAAUAGUGACGAACGUUGCACUCGUGGUCCUGGUUUGGGCUGUGGUUUGGUCCAUCACUGGCUCUGAAUGUCUCCCAGGUGGAAACCUGUUUGGAAUUAUGUUCCUUUAUUUUUUUGCUGUCAUUGGUGGUAAAAUUUUUGGACUCAUUAAAAUACGAACGCUGCCACCUCUCCCUGCUCUUCUGGGGAUGCUACUUGCUGGUUUUCUCAUCCGAAAUACCCCAUUCGUUAGUGACAUUGUCCAGAUAAACCUACGCUGGUCUGCAGCACUGAGGAAUAUUUCUCUUUCAAUUAUCCUGACUCGAGCAGGACUUGGCCUGGAUCCAAAGGCUCUUAAGAAACUCAAAGCAGUCUGUUUACGGCUCUCUUUCGGACCAUGCCUCUCAGAAACAUGCACAGCUGCUGUUCUCGCCUAUUUAUUCAUGCAUUUACCAUGGCAAUGGGGAUUUAUAUUAGGUUUCGUUCUAGGUGCAGUCUCUCCUGCUGUUGUGGUUCCCUCAAUGCUGAUUUUACAGGCUGGGGGAUAUGGAGUGGAGAAAGGUGUCCCAACGUUGCUAAUGGCAGCUGGCAGUAUUGAUGACAUUCUGGCUAUUACAGGCUUCAACACUUGCCUUGGGAUGGCGUUCUCUUCUGGUUCCACUCUAUACAAUGUGCUCCGGGGAGUGCUGGAGGUUGCUGUUGGCAUAGCAGCUGGGGGGAUUCUGGGAAUGUUUGUUCGGUAUUUUCCAAGCCGUGAUCAGGCAUCUUUGUCAUGGAAGAGAUCAUAUCUUGUACUUGGGCUGUCCAUGUUUGCUGUUUUUGGUAGCAUCCACUUCGGCUUCCCUGGAUCAGGAGGGCUCUGCACAUUAGUCUUAGCUUUUGUUGCUGGUGUGGGAUGGUCUGAUGAAAAGAGGGAAGUAGAAAAAAUUGUCGCAGUUGCAUGGAAUAUCUUUCAACCUUUUCUUUUUGGUUUAAUUGGAGCAGAAGUAUCUGUAACAUCUCUUAGACCUGAAACUGUUGGGCUCUGUGUUGCUACGUUAAGCAUUGCCCUAGUUGUGCGAAUCAUAGCAACGUUCCUGAUGGUGUGUUUUGCUGGGUUUAAUUUCAAGGAGAAGGUAUUUGUCUCGCUGGCAUGGAUUCCCAAAGCCACUGUCCAGGCUGCAAUAGGUUCCCUUGCCCUGGAUACAGCAAGAAGUCAUCAGGAUGAGCAACUGGAAAAGUAUGGAAUGGAUGUACUGACAGUAGCUUUCUUGGCUAUCUUGAUCACUGCUCCAAUUGGAGCCCUGGCUAUUGGCUUGGCAGGGCCUAGACUUCUGCAGAAGGUGCAGACACACAGCAAGGAAGAUGAGGAAGGUGCCGAAGCUGGAGAAGAGGCAGAGGCCUGUGAGCCUUCGUGAGAUGGACAUCGACAGGAAUGUCCAUCUUUUACACUUCAGAGUGAACAUGUUGUGCCUGUAAUCUUUGUGGAGGAAACCAAAACAAGUAUUGGUUAUAUGUGCUAUUUCAAAAGCAGCUCUGGUGGAGUUUUAUAAAAUAUGUAAAAGUGUUGAUAGUGCCUUAAGAGUUGAACCAGCUAAACACACAGUGAAUAGGCUGGCCAGGCCAUGAGUCACUCAGAAGUUAGCAGUCAACAGUUACUUGGAACGUGUGGGUGUGAGGCCAGGGAGAGGAUCAGAAUUGUUCAGGCAUGGAGUGGAGUCAUGAAGUGGAUAAACAGAA
Molecule: messenger RNA, 4222 nt
Organism: Oxyura jamaicensis (ruddy duck)
Lineage: Eukaryota; Metazoa; Chordata; Aves; Anseriformes; Anatidae
Gene: SLC9B2
Product: solute carrier family 9 member B2
Exons: 13
Coding region: 2263-3900 (545 amino acids)
Biological process (GO): proton transmembrane transport
Cellular component (GO): membrane
Molecular function (GO): antiporter activity
Source: RefSeq, a predicted model, not a curated record